CCGGCCCGCCCCUCCAGGUGCGAGGUGGAGCAGGAAGCGGCGGCGGCGGCGGCGGUGGUGCCGGAGAGGACCCGCGCCCGCCUCGGCGCCGGGUCCAUGCGGGGAGAUGGCGGCGGGCCAGGCGCUGGCCGCCCUCCUGGCCGCGCUCCUGGCCGCCCUCCUGGCCGUCUCGGCGCAGCUUCGCCCGCCGCAAGCUUCCUUUGCAAUCUCUCUUCGUAAAGUGGACAACACCACAGUUACAAUUAAACUGAAACCUGGUGUUUCACCAAGCUGUAAAAUGCGCAUUAAAAGUGCCAUCGGGUCUGAACUCAACAUAAAGCCUGGGGAGAAUGUGACUUUUACCUUCACUUGUAGUACUCCAGAGAAGUAUUUCAUCAUGGAAAUUCAGAAAAAUAUUGACUGUGUGUCAGGCCCAUGUCCCUUUGGAGAUGUUUAUCUUUACCCAGAGCAGCUGCCCCGCCUUAACAGGACUUACAUCUGGGAUGUGAAGGCAAGUACAAAAGCUGGACUUGAACUAAAGUUUUCUGCCCCGUGGCUAAGGCAGAUUGAACCAGGAGAGACGUGCUCAGAUUUCAUUAGCUACAACAUCAACAGCUGUAUUGAUAACACCAUGGUCAACAUUGGCACCUUCUGCAGGAAUGGCUCAGUGUCUCGCGUCAAGUUGCUGGGAGGAGUUGUCAUGUCUCUGCACCUCCCAUGGGACUCGCCCCUCACCACCUCAGGCUUCAACAUAGCUAACAGGACUUCCAUAAAAAGGUUAUGCAUAAUUGAAUCCAUUUUGAAGGGGGAGUCAUCCAUCACCCUGAUGUCCCCCAACUACCCACUGGGCUUUCCAGAAGAUGAGCUCAUGACGUGGCAGUUUGUGGUUCCUUCAAGCAUGAGAGCAAGUGUGUUUUUCCACAACUACAGCCUCUCCAACUGCGAAAGGAAAGAGGAGAGGGUAGAGUACUACAUCCCUGGCUCCCUCAGCAACCCGGAGGUGUUCAAGCUGAGUGACAGCCAGCCUGCCAAUAUUGCUGGCAGUUUCAACAUGUCCCUGCAGGGCUGUGAUCAGGAUGCCCAGAACCCAGGCAUCCUUCGCUUGCUCUUCCAAGUCAUCGUUCAACAUCCACAGCUUGAUGAGAAUGUCACCCAUUUGGUUGACCUGAGCAAGGAGCGGAACAUGACUGUGACCAUACACUUCAAAGAGUGGCCUGGCCGCAUCCCACUCAUGUCUGAACCCGUAUGCUUGAUCUGUAAGGAUCCUCGCACCUGCGACCGCAUCUUGACUUUAGCGUCUGGCACCGUCUACAGGAUCUCCUUUCUGUGCAAGGACUUGUCCCGUCUGAGGAUCACGGCUGAAAAAGGCAUAAGCUGUGUUGAUCUUCGGUGGUGUCAGAGGAAGAUCUAUUCUCUUUCGGUGCCCAAGGCUAUUUUGCAAUUGCCGAUUCAGCUGCACAAGUUUAUUUGGAAGCUCUUGGCCCCCGAUCUGAUCAACAUAGAAGUUACGUCUCCGUCCUUGAAACUUCAGCAAUGUGUCUCAGAGCAGAGGUGCAACAGGAGCUACAGUUACAGCAUUGUUAGUGCCACCCCAGAGACGGAGCUGAAUGUUGGUAAAUUCUGUCCUGGUGGAUCCAUUGAAAAGAUUCAGAUGAGGAAUAAUGUCACCAUAACCUUAAAAGCAUUUGGUAGAGGAUUCAUCAAUGAGUCUAACCAUCAAGAUUUGAAAAUGUCUUUUGUGCCACAUAUUAAAGAUGAGUGCUCUUUCACUGUGAGUCCAAAUCCAAAGGCCAAAGUUUACUUGCAGACUCCCAACGGGCCUUAUGGUUUACCUCCCUAUGUCUCCAUAUCCUGGUACGUCAUUGUGCCCAACAAGCAAAUUGCCCGCCUUGCGUUCCCCAAGGACAAGGACCGCAUGGGUAUUGCUUGUGAGACAGGCCGUGCCUAUAUCAACAUAAAGGAGGAGACUUCGGGGGCAGAGGAGAUCGUGCGCCGUGAGGAUGAAGUUCUGCCUGAUCCCCGAAAUAUGUAUCACAACUUCUGGGUAAACAUCUCCAACUGUAAACCUGUGGACAAGAUGCAGCUGACCUUGGAGUUCUGGGUGACUUUUGCUGACAAGCAGAUAGACCUAGGAAUCAUACUCGCUGUGGUAGCUGGGGCUGGAGUUCUUUUGGCUAUUGGACUGACUGUGUGCUGUGUUAAGAAGAAGAAGAAGAAAACCCAGAAUCCCAUGGUGGGAGUGUACAAUGCUAACGUGAAUACUCAGAUGCCUGGAAAGAAAAGCUUAUUCAGAAAAGGGAGGCAAAACAAUGAGUCUCAUGUCUAUGCAGUUAUUGAUGAUGCUGUGGUCUACGGACACUUGCUGAAGGAGUCUAAUGGCUCAAUUGCCCCAGAAGUUGAUGUGUACCGGCCUUUUGAUGGACGCAUUGGUAGCUUGCCUCCUUCACCGCCUCCAUUCUCCUUCAGAAAAGACAUUAAAUGCUCUUCUAACACUGAGGAGGAAUCUCCACCUCUGAUGGACACAGACCAUGAUACUUACACAUUUGCUCAUCAGAAAUUGGGGCAAUUGGAGGACAAUGGAGAUGCAAAUGAAAAGGAUAAGGUAGACACAAGUAUGCCCUUGCUGGAAAGAAAGAAACAGGAUGGUUUAGUGGAAUAAUUUUAUACCAGGUUUAGCAGUUUCCUGUGGAAACACAGGUGUAAGGAUAGCAGUCUAGGAGAAAAAAAAUACUGAAGAGGAGUGUUAUUUUUAAAUGUGUUUUGAUAUUGUGUUGUUUUGUGUGUGUGGUUUUGGUUCUUUUGUGUCAUUUUAUUUUUUUAAAUUUAGCUGUUGAUAGCUUUCAAUUUUAAAAUGAACAUCUAGCAAACUCAGUCAGGACAUUCCAGGACUGCAUGCAUUUCUGGUUGUGAAACAGGUGCCAAAGGUACACUUCUGCUUUUUACUAAAAAGGCAUCAGGAAAUUUAAUUCCUAACUGCCAGCUUAAAACUGGGGCCAUUAGUAGGGGGGAGAGUGUUCUGUCCAGUAUUUCCUCCUCUCAAAGUCAUCUGUUUGAGUGUUGGUUGGUGACUCUUAGGAGAUGCAGGCUGCAUCACUGUCUCAAGGCAGCUCCAGGUUGCACACAUCUAAGCAAUCUGCUAAUAUCUGAGCACAGGUGGGGACACUGUCCUUUCCACCACUUGCAGCUUGAAAAUUUAUCAUAUUUAGCAUGAUAGUGGCUAUGUAAGUGUAGUGAAAGACCAUGUAGGCCACCUGGAAGAGCUCUGUGCCAAUAAAUCAAUGUGAUCACUUGAGCUUUGGGCUCUUCUACUUCAGAAGAUAAGUUAUGGGGUUUCUGUAAUUUUUGACCGAUGUUAUAAUACUUGGAUUGUACAACAUGAGCCUACACCAAAGACUAUUUUCUUGCUUUUUUGUACAAAAACAGUUUCAAAAGUCUAAACCAAUUUGCACUUGUGUUCAGAUGCCUGUAACAUUCACAUUCUACUAAUAACUUGAACUUUUGGUUUAAGUAAGAGUAAGGAUUCAAUGAAGAAAUAAUUAUGUGGUCAUUCAGCUGUUUACUAGUGCUUUUCACUUCACCUGUUACUAAGGAUUAAAAAACAGGGUAAAGGAAACCAUUGUUUCCAGCAGGUGGUUUCUCUGAAAUGCAAAGAAUGAGAGUGAAUCCAUAAGACAAGCCUAAAUGUUUCAAGUGUUUAAAUGAUGGUGGAGAUAGUUCUUGAUUUCUGGCAGGACUUGCAGUUCAGUUGUCUUUUUAAAGACAGCUCUUGAAAUCAGGUAAAUAAUACGUUCCAUUUUAAGUGCCCCUCACUCUAGCCUUUUUAAAAGCCUGUGCCUUUUAAAACAUGAGGGUCAGAUCUUUGUGCAGAGGAUUACGGGUAUAUAAAUAAAGUUGCCUUUUAUAUACAAACAUCUGUCUUGUCCAGGUGUGCAGUUUACUGAGGAUGUUUGUGAUUUUGUGUGCAGCACUAGACUCAACGACUGGAGAAUUUCUCUCCAAGUGUCUUACUGUUUCUUGCCUAGUGAUGCACAAAGGUGACAUAAAACUUCGACAGUGUUGCAUGCAGUAAUGUUAAAAAUAUAAUAAUGCUUAAAAUUAAAAUGUCUUUUAGAAACCUUACUGUUUACAUUAAGAAAAAAUGUGGGUUUCUUCCUGUGUUAACUAUUCUGGCAGAUUUGGUCAAGUGUGUGUAUUUAACAGUGUGUACCAUUAUACUGCUUGGAACCACUACAGCAUUCAGUAUAAUGUGAUAUCUGAUGCAGUUUCCUGUAGCAUAUAGCAAAACACAUUCCAGCUAAAAAUGCCUUUUAUUGUUUCAGGUAUCUUCCUGCUUAUUUUUAUCACUUUUAAUACGGAAACAUGUAUUCCUAGAUCUCUGGCUACUCACUGGAAUCACAUAUUUCAAAGUGUAAUGGGCAAUCAUAAUGUCAUUUGAGAACUUAAAAAGACUUCUAUAUUAAUACUGAUAUCUGUUUUUCUCGGGUAACUGAAUUGCCACAAUACCUUUUUUAUCAGAGUAGUCCAGUUACGCAUUUGUGUGGUCAACGUUCCUCACUUCUGUUUUAUUGAAAAGGAAUGAGAAGUCUGUAAGAGAAAUUCAAGGCUUUCUCUUCCCCUUAGCAAGGUUUCUGCAGUUUCUUAAUGACUUUUUAUAGUUCAUGUUCUUUCCAACCAACUGAAGAAAACAUAAUCGAGAUUGGGCUUUUGUUCACAACCUCUUAGUCUUUGAGAAUAUGAUGGUUGUUGAUGGAUAUUUUCAUUUGUUCUCUUUUAACUCAGCUUUUGGUAUAGCAAUAUAAACCUUAUUUUACAGAUGUUUCCAGUCUAAAGUUGACUUUUACUGUGCUUAUUUUGGUAUGUUUAGAGUAAGAGUUCAGGCACAGAUUCCAGUUUGCUUUUCAUUAAGAGAAAGUUGUGAAUUUUUUUUUUAAAUAAAUGAAAAAUAAUGCUACUGCCAGCUGGAGUAACUAGUGUAUCUC
Chiroxiphia lanceolata (lance-tailed manakin) is the source of this 4958-nucleotide messenger RNA. It is a transcript of the gene CDCP1, whose product is annotated as CUB domain containing protein 1. The transcript is spliced from 9 exons. The record is from RefSeq and is a predicted model, not a curated record. The coding region runs from base 107 to 2638 and encodes 843 amino acids. Lineage: Eukaryota; Metazoa; Chordata; Aves; Passeriformes; Pipridae.